AUGGCGAUCCGAGUGCGAGCAUUAGUCGCCACGUUCGUGCUCCUUUUCACAGUGCUUCAGAAUGUACACUGUGAUGCACCGUUGGUCGAUUCGGCGGCACUGCCACUGGAACACAGAGCCGUCUACGGUCCGCCGGCACCAUCGCCAGUCUACGGAACGCCUGGUUUGCUGAGUGGCGGCGGCGGCGGCGGCGGAGGAGGCAGCGGGCCCUUGCACGGUGGCGACGACCCGUGGCCCCUGUCCGCGACGAACGACAGCCCGCAGAUCAAGCACCUGCAGGUGCAGUGCGAGAAGACGCACAUGCGCGUCAACAUCGAGUUCGACCGGCCGUUCUACGGGAUGAUCUUCUCGAAGGGCUUCUACAGUGAUCCGCACUGUGUGCACCUGAAGCCGGGAACCGGCCAUCUGAGCGCGACCUUCGAGAUCUUCCUCAACAGCUGCGGCAUGUCGAGCUCGGCGAACCACAACGCGGCGGCCGGCUUCGGCGGGCCGACCCCGUCCGGGAGCUACGUCGAGAACACGAUCAUCAUCCAGUACGACCCGUACGUGCAGGAGGUGUGGGAUCAGGCCCGCAAGCUGCGUUGCACGUGGUACGACUUCUACGAGAAAGCGGUCACGUUCCGGCCGUUCCAGGUCGACAUGCUGCACGCGGUGACGGCCAACUUCCUCGGCGACAACCUGCAGUGCUGGAUGCAGAUCCAGGUCGGCAAGGGCCCGUGGGCGUCGGAGGUGUCGGGUAUCGUGAAGAUCGGCCAGACGAUGACGAUGGUGCUGGCGAUCAAGGACGACGAGAACAAGUUCGAUAUGCUGGUGCGGAACUGCGUCGCCCACGACGGAAAGCGGGCCCCGAUCCAGCUGGUCGACCAGCAUGGCUGCGUGGUUCGCCCGAAGAUCAUGAGCCGCUUCCAGAAGAUCAAAAAUUUCGGCCCGUCGGCGUCGGUCGUGUCGUUUGCCUACUUCCAGGCGUUCAAGUUCCCGGACUCGAUGAACGUGCACUUCCAGUGCGUGAUCCAGGUGUGCCGCUACAACUGCCCCGAGCCGAAGUGUGGCGGCGUCGGCGGUCCUGGCGGAGAUUACGGGCUGCCGGCUCUGACCGGAAACGGCAUCUCGGGCGAGUACGGGGCGCCGGGUGCGCUGAGCGGAGAGUACGGACCGCCGCAUCUGUCCCACGAGUACGGUGUGCCCCCGGCGGCCUACCCGGAUCCCCGUCACCCGUCCGAUGCAUCCGGGGCGUACUCCGAGAACCAGGACAGCGUGGUGCCGGCCCCGCAGGCCCAGACGUCGGGUGGUCAGGCCUCGGCCGAAAGCAAAUCCGAUGCCGGUGGUCCGGUGAAUGGCGGCGGCAAUGGCGGUGACGUCGGGGCCGGACAGCCGGGACAGUCGCAGAAUGGUGCGACAUCGACGAACGACAUCCACGAUCACAUCAACAUGCCACCGCCGCCCCCGCCCGGCCACACGUCGUACGUGACCGUCACGAAGCAGAAGAAGGACGACGAGGGCGGCCGGAUGCCGGGCCCGGACAGUCUGAGCGGUAACCUGGUCAGCCUUGGGGGCCGGCCCCGCUCGGUCGAGGGCCUAGACGAUCUGCGAGGCGUGCGCCGGCGUCGGGACACGAUGGCGGUCGUGAUCCGGCCACGGAUCUACAAGCGGGACGCGCAGGAGAUGACGGACGUCAACACGGAGCGCAUCAUCCAGGUGGUGGCGCCCGGGGAUGUGAACUUCGCGCUCAACAGUGCGGCCGCCAACGAAACGGUCGUCAUCCAAUCGCAGCGCACCGUCGACCCGGAGACGAUCUGCAUGUCGGUGCCGAGCUUCGUCGGCGGCCUCGUGAUGCUGCUGCUCGUGCUGGCCGUCGCGUCGCUCGUGGCCGCUUUCCUGUUUGUGCGCGUGCGACACUUUGACCGGAAAGGCCAUCCCUUCUCCGGACACUAA
Molecule: messenger RNA, 1932 nt
Organism: Anopheles cruzii
Lineage: Eukaryota; Metazoa; Arthropoda; Insecta; Diptera; Culicidae
Gene: dyl
Exons: 4
Coding region: 1-1932 (643 amino acids)
Source: RefSeq, a predicted model, not a curated record